This is a messenger RNA of Durio zibethinus, 1911 nucleotides long. NCBI's taxonomy places the organism in Eukaryota, Viridiplantae, Streptophyta, Magnoliopsida, Malvales, Malvaceae. The record is from RefSeq and is a predicted model, not a curated record.
CAUCAGAUUAGACCUAAACUCCAUUAACUACCCCACCAGAAAGCCAACCCCAACCCCUGAUUGGCACCCCUAAUCCAAUGCUUUUCACUCACAAGCCACAAUCGGUUUGAUCAAUUUUUGCUUCUAUUUUUGAACAAAAAUCACAUAAACUGGCACCGUCACUUCCUAUUUAUGCCAGGCACUGUAUUUAUUGGUUAGCCAUUAUUGCCCACACAAAUACUUUCCAUUGCCCGUCUUUCUCCUUAAACCACUCAAAUAUCCAUGUUUGGUUCCUUUCUCUUAUCUAACUCCAUGUUUCCUUAAUCAUUUAUCAAUAAUAAAGAGGACAGUUGAACUGCUUUUGAGUUGUUUUUUUAAGGCUGUUUCCAGCAUGAAACAGAGUUCCCUGUUUCGUUUGUCACUGUUGCAAUGAAGUAUAUCCGAACCAACACCUUCAAAUGGUUGUUCUCGUUGAAAAGACACAGUUUUGAAGAAUAUGUUGCAAACCAACAUGGGGUUUUUGAUGAAGAAGACAACAGCAAAGAGAGCUUCAAGAUUGUUUCAGUUGCAGAGCAUUCUCAGAGACCUUCUUGGAGAUGCUUCUCCUUUGAAGAAAUUUUUGUUGCCACCAAUUCUUUUAGCUCAGAUAAUUUAGUAGGGAAAGGAGGGUAUGCAGAGGUAUACAAAGGAGUGUUAAAGGAUGGGGAAGUGAUUGCAGUGAAGAGGCUAACAAAAGCUUCAACUGAUGAAAGGAAAGUGAAGGAUUUCUUGACAGAAAUUGGAACUAUUGGUCAUGUCUGCCACCAAAAUGUAUUGUCACUUUUAGGCUGUUGCAUUGACAAUGGCCUUUAUCUCAUCUUCCAGUUCUCUUCCAGAGGCUCUGUUGCUUCUCUUCUCCAUGAUGUGAAUUUGCCGCCAAUGGACUGGAAAACACGGUAUAAGAUUGCAAUUGGUGCUGCAAGAGGACUCCAUUACCUGCAUAAAGGGUGUCAAAGAAGGAUAAUUCACCGUGACAUUAAGUCUUCAAACAUUCUAUUGACUGCAGAUUUUGAACCUCAGAUAUCAGAUUUUGGACUAGCAAAAUGGCUUCCUUCUCAAUGGACACACCAUUCUAUUGCUCCAAUUGAAGGGACAUUUGGGUACCAUAUUCUACAAACCUUUCCUCUUUUCUUUUCUUUUCUUUUCUUAUUGAAUGAUUUUAAAAGGAUAUGCUAUAUGUCAUGUAGGCAUUUAGCCCCUGAGUACUUUAUGCAUGGAAUUGUGGAUGAGAAGACAGAUGUGUUUGCAUUUGGAGUUUUCUUGUUGGAGAUUAUUUCAGGAAGGAAACCAGUUGAUGCCUCUCACCAAAGCUUGCACUGCUGGGCAAAACCACUCUUGAACCGAGAGGAGAUUGAGAAAUUGGUAGAUCCAAGGCUCCAAGGGGCCUUUGUCAUUUCACAGCUAAAAAGACUUUCAUUCGCGGCAUCCCUCUGCAUUCGAGCAUCUUCAGCAUGGCGUCCUACCAUGAAUGAGCUUUUGGAAGUUCUUAUGGAAGGGGAUACUGAUAAAGAGAGGUGGAAAAUGCCAGAAGAAGAGGAACAAGAAGAAUUAUGGGGCUUUGAAGAUCUUGAAUAUGAAUGCCAAAGUUCUUUCUCAGUCUCUCCAGAAGAUUCAAUCUCUACUAGAAGUUCUUAGAGGGAAAAAUAGUCCAUGGUGCUUGACAAAAUCCUAACCACUGCUAUUGUAAUGUGUUAAUGUAAAUACAAAUAUUUUGCAAUUAUAAAUACAUAUAAAGAGUGAACUGUUGCAACAAAACUUCCCCUUCAAGAUUAGAAACUCCAACAGGAAAAGGGUAGAGAAAAUGUUAAAUGGAUGGGAAGUAAAGAAUAAAAAAGUGCAAAACUAGUCAUGCUAUUUUGUCUGACAUUUCAACUCUUACUACUCACAAAAAUG